Messenger RNA from Tricharina praecox, 1089 nucleotides. Its product is annotated as DHS-like NAD/FAD-binding domain-containing protein. The record is from RefSeq and is a predicted model, not a curated record. Gene Ontology annotation, molecular function: NAD+ binding. The coding region runs from base 1 to 1089 and encodes 362 amino acids. Lineage: Eukaryota; Fungi; Ascomycota; Pezizomycetes; Pezizales; Pyronemataceae. The transcript has a single exon.
AUGGUCCUCCCACGAAUCCCAUACACGGCGCCGUUCCCUCCUCCGACGCUCUACCCCGCGCACGCGACCUCGCUCCCCGCCGCGAUCGCCGUACUCCACGCCUUCCUCUCGCACCCAUCGCACCGCAAAACCGCACUGAUCAGCGGCGCCGGGAUCUCCGUCGCCAGCGGGCUGCGGGACUACCGGGGGACUUCCGGCACCUACCGCCUCAACCAACACUACCGGCCCAUCUUCUUCCACGAAUUCGCCAGCCAGCACGCCUCACGACAGCGCUACUGGGCGCGCAGCUUCGUCGGCUGGCCGGCGACCGCCGCCGCGCGCCCCAACGCCGCGCACCGCGCCGUCUACCAGCUGCGCGCCCACGGCGCACUGUGCGGCGUGGUCACGCAGAACGUUGAUAGCCUUCACGGCGUCGAUGGUGGCGUGCUAGAGCUGCACGGGUUCCUGCGCGCGGUCGCGUGUCUGGCUUGUAAGACCGCCAUCAAGAGGGAUGUGUGGCAGGCCGAGCUGGAAAGGUUGAAUCCGCUGUGGGCGGGGAUACUGCAAGACGGCGGCGGCGAGAAGCUGCGCAUGAACGCCGAUGGAGAUGUCGACCUCCCCAGCGCGGAUUAUACACAGUUCAGGUAUCCGCCGUGUCCCGUAUGUCUUGCAGAGGAUAGAGGAAGGACGGUCAGGGUGGAUCAGGAUGGGGGGAUGGAGGCCGGUGGUGACGGCGUGAAGGCGGUGGUCAAACCGUGUGUUACCUUCUUUGGGGAGAGUGUGGACCCAGAGGUUAAGGUGGCGGCGGAACGCCUGGUGGAGGAGGCGGAUGCGGUGUUGGUUGUUGGGAGUAGUCUGGCUACGUAUUCGGCGUGGAGGUUAGUCAGGGAUGCGGAGAGGGCGGGGAAGGGGGUGGCGGUGGUGAAUAUCGGCGGUGUGAGGGGUGAAGAUGCGUUCUUUGGACAAAAGAGAGCUGCUGGAGAGAGGGUAAGGCUUGAGGUGGACGCGGCUGGGGUCUUGGCGGGCGUCGUGGAGGCGUUUGGUGGGAAGUCGGAGCCGGCGAAGGAACAGCCGUAUCUGGCGGCCAGCUGGACGGGGGUGGGAGGGUGA